UCUUGUAUUUUUAAUUUAUAAGUUAUUGGUGGUGUGUGGAAUUAUGACAAAGAUCGUUAUAGUCAGUGGUGCGUCUGGGCUUACAGUAUCAUGCUGUUAAUUUGCUCCCAGUAACUAAUGUAUUGGCUGGUUCAUUUGAGAUUUUCUCUGGCAUGUAUUAGACAGUUAUAUAUGUACAUGCUUGGCACUGUCAUUACGCCAAGAGAUUGGGAAAGCACAGAUAACAUUAAGAUAGAUGGUACAACCUCCAGACCUCAGACACUGAAACCAAUAUCAUGCUGUUCUCUGAUGACAAUAGUGGUAUGUCUAAUGGAUUGGGCCUGCCAGUCUGAAGCCCGUUGUUUCCCACUAAUGUGCAAGCCCUGCCCGUCAGAUCUGGUCUCACUGAACUGGCCACAGGCUGGGCGUGUUUGUGUGUUGCAUAAUGUGGUGGAUUUUCAUGCUUUAUCCAAGGACCUCCUGGGCAGGCCAGAGGUGACGGCGAUGGAUUUCAGGAAUUGCAACUGUCUCACUGCAAGUACAUUGUACAGUGCAGCGUUUUAUAGACUUUUAUUUAUUCUAGUACAUACACCAGGAAUUGAUUCCCUCCAAUUAUAAUUUGUAAUUUUGUUAUUCAUUUUGUGGCACAAGCCUGAAAUAAUUAUGUUUUUAUCAUGGAUAUGUAAAAUGGCUUUGAUGCUGUCUAGUCACUGGUAACUGAAUUAUGUAUAUUAAGAAAAGAAUUGGUUAAAAAAACAGUGGUGGGAAACUCUGUCAUAGUCUCCCAGUCAGAUGCUAGAACUUUCAGUUUCCUUACAUGUUAAUGAGACUGGAUGAUUUUCGCCUGGUUUAAUAAUGCUGUCAUUUGUUUAGCAGCAUUACAUUGUCAAAAUUGCUUUAUUAACUGAUAAGCCUACUUUAAACCAGUAUGUUGUAUAGAAUUUUUUAUAUCACUAUGAAGAUAGACUUUCAGAUGUAGCUUAAAUUAACAGAAAUUGGUCCAAAAUAAUGGAGCUGAGUAACAAAGUGGAUGAAUUUUUAAAUGGCAAACCAAGCGCUGUUGCUGUAUAUAAUUGAUGGCAAAUUUUGCUGCAUUAAUUUGAAAAGAUGUGGUCAAGAAAUGUCAAAGCUCAUUUGUGACACUCAGAAAAUUUUAUCUGCACAACUUCCAGAAAUUCUGUUUGACAUAAUAAAUAUGAAACCCCUCUCAUGCUGUAGUCAGGAUAACA
This is a messenger RNA of Schistocerca piceifrons (Central American locust), 1208 nucleotides long. RefSeq lists its product as uncharacterized. NCBI's taxonomy places the organism in Eukaryota, Metazoa, Arthropoda, Insecta, Orthoptera, Acrididae. The record is from RefSeq and is a predicted model, not a curated record. The transcript is spliced from 4 exons. Bases 118 to 597 code for a protein of 159 amino acids.